AUGGCUCCCGGCAUCAUUGAACGUAUCCAGCAGAAGAUUGAGCUCUUCCGCCUCGAGCAGCGAUACACCCGCCGCCGUCAUCGCCGUUCAACUUUCGUCUCCAACGCUGUCUACGUCGACGGCGAGUACGUCUACCAGACCCCUACUUCGACCGGUUCCUCCACUGGUACUGCCAACAGCAAGGAGCCUUCGUCACCACGCGUCGAUGCCCUCCACCAUGCCGAGCCUGUCUCUCCCACAGAGUCGGUUCCGUCGCAGACAGAGCCCAGCAAGAAGCGGUUGAGUCGCUUCUCUUCGAUGCCUGGUUUUGGAUCGUCCAACAAGCAGAGCCCGACACAGGAUUGGAGGUCAAGCCGCGUCUCCGUCAGUGAGAUCAGACGCUAG
Molecule: messenger RNA, 384 nt
Organism: Colletotrichum spaethianum
Lineage: Eukaryota; Fungi; Ascomycota; Sordariomycetes; Glomerellales; Glomerellaceae
Exons: 1
Coding region: 1-384 (127 amino acids)
Source: RefSeq, a predicted model, not a curated record